This is a messenger RNA of Platichthys flesus (European flounder), 747 nucleotides long. RefSeq names its product neuropeptide B-like. Gene Ontology annotation, biological process: feeding behavior; G protein-coupled receptor signaling pathway. Gene Ontology annotation, molecular function: G protein-coupled receptor binding. The coding region runs from base 250 to 636 and encodes 128 amino acids. The record is from RefSeq and is a predicted model, not a curated record. The transcript is spliced from 2 exons. Lineage: Eukaryota; Metazoa; Chordata; Actinopteri; Pleuronectiformes; Pleuronectidae.
UUAAAAGCAUGCUUAUCUCAAAUGCAAAAGACAAACUUAAUAUUUAAAAACUCCCAGAAGCUGGAACCUUGUGGAGGUCUUUGUGGUGGGUGUGAACCCGAGAAUCACCCACUCAGGAGUCGUUUGCGUCGACGAAGCAGCGAGCGUGAACACGGGGUCUAUAUAAGUAGACCGGGGAAGGGUCGAUGAGCGGUGACAACGAGGAAGGUCCAGUCCAGAUCGCGCAGCACCCGAACCUCACUGCUCGACAUGGAGAUGCCCGCUAACUUCAUCCUCCGCCUGCUGCUGAUCUCCGCGCUGCUCGCCUGCAGCCCGACGGAGGCGUGGUACAAGCAGGUGGCCGGGCCGAGCUACUACUCGGUGGGCAGGGCGUCCGGCUUGCUGUCCGGCUUCCGGAGGUCACCGUACGUCCGGAGAGCGGAGCUGGAGCCGCCAGACAGCGGAGAGGCUGCGGCCAACAGCCCGUUUUCUGAGUUAACUUCGCGCAACUCCAUCUUGAAGACAAUGCCUGUUUGCAUCAAGGACAUUACACCAAACCUGCAGAGCUGCGAGUUGUUCCAGGAAGUCAAGGGUUUGUUCAAGUGUACAGCGGACGUCUUCCUCUCUCUGGACUCCUCCGACUGUGCAGGGGACUGAGCAGUGGAGCCGACAACUGCUGCCGGAGGAUGAAGACAACUUCUGGAGGAAGUGAUUGAAAAAACUGUAUAUUUUAAUGUGAAGUUUAACAAAAGGUGUGUCUUCCAAACG